Messenger RNA from Sungouiella intermedia, 2625 nucleotides. NCBI's taxonomy places the organism in Eukaryota, Fungi, Ascomycota, Pichiomycetes, Serinales, Metschnikowiaceae. The record is from the annotation of a GenBank genome assembly.
AUGGACAGGAAAGCAUUCCUUGAUCAAGAACCACCUCCUGGCUAUGUUGCUGGUAUUGGACGUGGUGCUACUGGAUUUACAACAAGUGCAGAUACUGCACGGGUGAGAUUUGAAUCAGUUUAUGGUAAUGAGGACAACUCCAACGAAGUUGGUGAUUCUGAUGAGGGAAUUCUCUCGAAAGUUUUUAACAGAACAAAUGAAGAUGAAGAAGCAGAUCGCAUAUACGAAGAAAUAGAUCUGAGAUUACAACGAAAACCACAUCAAAUCAAAGAGGUUGAGAGCGGAGUGGUCGAAAUAGAGGCGGGGAAUGGAAUAAUCAAGAAGGAAUUUUCUCUUUACAAAAGAGAAUUGGCGAGUGUAAGUAUGGAUGAAUGGGCCAACUUACCCGAUGUUGGCGACAUAACAAGAAGAAACAAACGGCAGAGAAUCUUAAAUCAGCAAGUACAAAGAACUUACGCUGCUCCUGAUAUGCUAAUUGCUUCUGCUGGACAAGGAUUGAAACAAGGAUUGCUGCAAACCUCGCAAGAACUCGCAUCCGAGAAUAGUUCAAGUGUUAAAAUUGCUGACAUUGAGCAAUGGGAAGAAUCUUUUGGAAAAGUUGCCAAUGUGGAAAAGAGCAGACUGAUUUUUGCCUCACUACGACGUACAGAACCCUAUAAAGCAGACUCUUGGAUUGCCUCAGCACGAUUAGAGGAGCAGGCUAAAAAUUUUGAUAGUGCAAAAUCGUUAAUUCAAGAAGGGUGUACAAAGCUCCCUCAUAAUGCUGCUAUAUGGGAAGAAAGUAUUAGAAUUCACCGUAGAUCAGACGAGGGUAUAAAAAAGUGUAAAGCUUUAUUGAGCGAGGCGCUAAGACUUAAUUCAGGCUCUGAAAAAUUGUGGCUCCUAGGGGUGGACCUUGAGAGCCCAGCUGAUACUGUCUCGAAGAAAAAGAUUUUAAUGAGGGCACUCGAAUAUUUACCAGGAAACUCAACCCUCUGGAAAGCUCUUGUUGAUCUAGAGGAAGGUGCCACAGAAAAAGUUAUGUUGCUUAAAAGGGCUACCGAUAUUUGUCGGCAUGACUGGGAUUUAUGGCUCAAUUUGAUAAAUUUGUCAACUUACGUUGAGGCAAAAGCAUCCUUGAACAAAGUACGAAGACAUCUUCCCAAAGAGCACAAGGUCUGGAUUACUGCAUUGAAAGUUGAAGAGAGAGAAAAUCCAAAUGUUCCGGUACUGAAACUUGUGCUGAUGUUGAAGAAAGGAAUUUCCGAGCUUCAAAAAAACGAUGCAACCUGCGACAUUGAAUCAUGGCUCAAUGAGAGUUCGGAAGCGGAAGCAGAAGAUUUCGAUAGAACAUGUCAAGCUUUAGUGGAGUGUGCGUGCCUUUUUGUUCCCGACGUUGAUAAACUUGCGACUUUGAUUCUGUACGCGGAAGAACGGUCUGGUCGAACUUCGCUGUACAUUUACCAACAAAUUAUCAAAGAAAAUCCUCACGAUAUCGGAUCUUGGGUGAGGUUAUUAAAUUCUUUGAGACUGAUAAAGAAGGAAGAAGAUCUGCUUUACAAGUUUUAUGAGCAGGCUGUGAAGUUGAACCCAGAAGUGGAACUAUUUCCUUUGAUGUUCGCGAAGGAUAAAUGGAUCGUUUCCAAUGAUGUCAAGAAUGCAAGGAGGAUUUUGAAAGAUGGAAGUCGCGAACUACCUCGAAGCGAGAAAAUCUGGUUAGCGCGAGUCAAACUCGAAGUAAAAAGCUCGAACUAUAAAAACGCCUACCAAAUAUUAAAAGAAGCUCUCACAGACAACGAGGAGCUUUCUCCAAAGUUAUGGUAUGAGUUCAUACACCUUAUUAGAUUUUGUCUAUCCCGAAGUAUGGAUUUUGUGUCUUCAGAAGAACUCUUCAGGUUAUCUGCUACGGCUAUCGACAUAUUUCCAGAAUAUGUGGAAUUAUAUCUUCAACGAUCUCAAUUGUUAGUGGAUUCCAAUGAUGCAAAAGCAGCUCGUGAAGCUCUCUUGGUUGGUUCUCGCAAGUGCCCGUCUUCCGUUGAAAUUUGGUGUGCACUAGCAGACAUAGACAUUGGUCUUGGUGCCGUUGCUAGAGUGAGAUCAUUGUUGGAUACGGCUAUUCUUAAGAUUCCAGAUAGCGAUAUUCUAUGGAAGAAAAAGAUCUCCCUCGAGAUCGAUCAAAGAGAUAUGAUUUCUGCAAGACAAUUGAUUUCCAAAUGCUUGAAACAAUUUCCGACCUCACCGAACAUCUGGUUGCAGAAUUUGUCUACGAUUCAGAAACCUUCACACCGAAAGAAUGCAUUUCUAGAUGCUUUACGGCUGACUAAUAACAAUACUCAGAUUUUGUUAGGUAUCGGAGUAUUUUUUUGGAUGGAAGGCAAGUUCAUGAAAGCCAAAACCUGGUUUGACAGAGCAACCAGCGCAGACUCGAGGAACGGAGAUGCGUGGAGUUGGUCUUACUGCUUUGCAUGCAAGAAUGGAAUAGAGGCGGAAAAGGAGCAGGUAUUGAAUAUGUUGAUAAACAGGUACGAUGAAAUUGAUAGGGGAGAUGUGUGGCAUUCAGUUGUCGAGGACCAUCGGAAUUUAGACAAAUCGCCUUCUCAAAUAAUUGAAUUGGUGUCUCAAAAGUUGCUUGAAAGCACUAUUUAG